Impatiens glandulifera is the source of this 1809-nucleotide messenger RNA. RefSeq lists its product as uncharacterized. Bases 38 to 1663 code for a protein of 541 amino acids. Lineage: Eukaryota; Viridiplantae; Streptophyta; Magnoliopsida; Ericales; Balsaminaceae. The record is from RefSeq and is a predicted model, not a curated record. The transcript has 5 exons.
AUAUGAACUCCUCCUCUCUACUCUCACUAUCAAUUCCAUGGACGCAACCGAUACUUCAUCUUCAGACGGGAAGAUCCACGGCCAAGAUCUUCAUAUUGGACCAAAUCAGGAAGUUUCUGACGACCUCCUCCGCCAACUUCAGUUGAAAAAUGAAUCACUCGUCUUCGAACUUGAAGCUCUUCGCAUGUCUUAUCAGAGCUUUCAAGCUAGAUCUAUGGAAACAGAGGAGAAAAUCGCUCUUCUAGUAAAGCAGAGGGAGGACGAUUUGAAUCAAAAGGCCGAGCUAGCUAAUGUAGUCGAGCAGAUAUCUGGUGAGAGAGAUGCUGUUAUUAAGGAACUUAACGAACUCAAAACAUCCUCAGGUGAGCGCUAUAUUGAGCUGGAGAAAAGGAUCGAUGAAGAAUCUAAGGAGAAUGAUGGACUUAGGCGCGAGGUCGUGGCUUUUGGAGAAAGAAUAGAGAAGUUAGUUGAUGAUAAGAAUAAGAUAGCCACGGUACUGAAAGAGUGUUUGGGAUGUACAAAAUCUGUUAAGGAAUGUCUAAUAAGGAUAAUUAAGAGUAUGGAUGAGGAUAAUUUUGUUUUCGAGGGUGAUCAGAAUGUAGAAGAAACAGAAUUGGAUGAAGAAAUGAGGGAAUUUUUGGUGAUGGUAAAGUCGACUUUGAAGGUUGCAGAGACUGCAGAAGGAAAAUUAGGUCAAUAUCAAGACAUGAGGAAUAAGCAGAAGAAAGAAUUGGAGGCUAGUAUAGUGAGUUUGACAGAGGAGAAUAGAGACGUAAACAGCUUGCUGAGGAUUGCUUUGGUGGAGAAAGAUGCGGUGGAGAAGAAUUUGAAUAAACUUAAGGGGAACAAUGAUCAGAAAAGAGGAGCCAUAUUGCAGAUAGCAGAGAGAGGCUUACAAAGAGUUGGAUUCGGAUUCAUGAUGGGGGGUGGAGCUAAUGAACCGUUGCCAGAAAGUUCGAGUGCUAGUAUGAAGUCAGACGGUAGUGAGGGUGAAGAGGAGGUCAUUAGUCUGGCCUCAACUAUGGAGAGAAUAAUGAAAAAUUUGCGACUUGAAAUUAGCCAGUUGAGGAGGUCACUCGAGGAAUCUAGGUCAGAUACCGAACGUUUGCAGAGUCUCACAGAGAAGCAAUCUCAUACAAUUCUAGAGAACACGAUGUACAUACGAGAGCUAGAACAUAGAGAAUCAUUGUUAGCUCAACACGUUGAAGAACUUGUGCAAGAAAUAAAAGAAUCUGAACAAGAGGCUGCAAGAUGGAGGGAGGCCUGUGAGUUGGAAGUAGAAGCUGGGAAGGGCAUUCUUGAUGAACAAGAUAGAUUGGUUUCUAUUCUAAAAAAUGAGCUGGAAAAGACAAAAGCAGCCUUGAAUAUAUCAAAUGGAAAGCUAAAGUUGAAAGAAGACCUUGCUUCUGCUGCCAUGGCUGUCCAAGCAGCAGCAGAGAAGUCCCUGCAACUAGCCGACAGCAGGGCAACAGGGCUACGUGAGAGGAUGGAGGAGCUGACAAAACAAUUGGAAGAAACAGAAGAAAGCAAUGGACAACGUCAACUCAAGGUCAAAGUGAGACACUUUUGUUGGCCCUUUCGAAUCCUCAAGAACAACAACACCAAUUCCAAGGGUCAAAAUUUCAAGAGGAUGCUUCCUGAGAUGCAAUCUCUCCUUCAAUGAAGCAAAAAUGACUUUCCUAAAGUCUUGAUUGACAUUUCAUGUUCAGGCCUGUCCUUUGUUUUUUUACUGUCUCCUGUUCUAUUAUUAACUUUUUUUUGAUAAAAGAAAAUGCAUCAAGAGAGUUAAUAAAUUUCAUAUAGAAUACA